AUGGGCAGUGGAGCAAGUGCUGAGGACAAGGAAAUGGCCAAAAGGUCCAAAGAGCUUGAAAAGCAGCUACAGGAAGAUGCAGAUAAGGAAGCAAGGACAGUCAAGCUGCUGCUGCUGGGUGCUGGUGAAUCAGGGAAGAGCACCAUUGUUAAGCAAAUGAAAAUUCUGCAUCAAGGUGGUUACACUAAGGAAGAACAAAUUGCAUUUAAAGCCAUCAUCUAUGGCAACAUCCUGCAGUCUGCACUGGCCCUCAUCAGAGGCAUGGAAAUGCUUGGCAUGAGCUAUGGAUUACCAGGAUCACAGGAAGAUGGUCAGAAAUUGCAGAACCUAGCAGACUCGGUUGAGGAUGGCACAAUGCCAAAGGAGCUGUCAGAUGUCAUCAAAAGUCUGUGGAAGGACUCAGGUGUGCAGGCUGCCUAUGAGAGAGCAGCCGAGUUUCAGCUCAACGACUCUGCUGGCUAUUACCUGAGUGACAUGGACAGAAUCUGUAAUGCUGAUUACAUCCCAUCAGAGCAGGAUGUGUUAAGGUCUAGGGUCAAAACCACUGGUAUUAUUGAAGAACAGUUUUCCUGCAAAGAGCUGCACUUUAGGAUGUUCGAUGUGGGGGGCCAGAGAUCAGAGAGGAAGAAAUGGAUCCACUGUUUUGAGGGUGUGACAUGCAUUAUCUUUUGUGGGGCUCUGAGUGCUUAUGACAUGGUCUUGGUAGAAGAUGAUGAAGUGAACCGCAUGCAUGAGAGUCUUCAUCUAUUCAACAGCAUCUGCAACCACAGGUUCUUUGCCAAAACGUCUAUUGUGCUUUUCCUCAACAAGAAAGAUCUCUUUGAGGUGAAGAUCCAGAAAGUCCACCUCAGCAUCUGCUUCCCCGAAUAUAAUGGUCCAAACACGUAUGAUGAUGCCAGCAUUUACAUCAAGAAGCAGUUUGAGGAGCUGAACAUGAAGAAAGGAGAAAAAGAAAUCUACACACACAUGACCUGUGCCACCGACACAAAAAACGUGGAAAUCGUAUUCAAUGCUGUGACAGACAUCAUCAUCAAAGAAAACCUUAAGGAUUGCGGUCUGUUCUAAAAAUAAAAAAGGCCACUUUUUCCAGAACGUUGAUCCUAUCCCUCAUAACUGAUUCCGAAGACACACAAAUGGUGUGAUGACAAUCACUGCUGCAGGAUGGAAAGAGUGGUCAGAUUCCCUACUUAAAUAAAUCAACAUAUUGGACAUGAAGGUUUCAUCCAAACAGUCGAGACACUCAGAAUCUUUCCAGUAUAGAUCCAAACGUUAUGCAGAAGAGUUCAAACUAUUCUAACUAGCAUUUGGUUUUCAGGUUAAAUCUGUUGGAACGGACUGGGAAUAGAUGUCUUUCUGUUUGAUAUAAAAUGCAAUAAAAGGUUACUAUCUAAGACACCCAUGAGACUUUUUGAUUAGUAAUGCGAUUCAUUUGUUUGAUAUACAGUGUUGAGGACUUUACUACUAAAGAUUGUCGUCAAUGUUAUCAGCAUGCUGUACAACACGUGA
Tachysurus fulvidraco (yellow catfish) is the source of this 1506-nucleotide messenger RNA. RefSeq names its product guanine nucleotide binding protein (G protein), alpha transducing activity polypeptide 2 (gene gnat2). Gene Ontology annotation, cellular component: photoreceptor inner segment; heterotrimeric G-protein complex; photoreceptor outer segment. The transcript has 9 exons. The coding region runs from base 1 to 1065 and encodes 354 amino acids. Lineage: Eukaryota; Metazoa; Chordata; Actinopteri; Siluriformes; Bagridae. The record is from RefSeq and is a predicted model, not a curated record. Gene Ontology annotation, biological process: detection of chemical stimulus involved in sensory perception of bitter taste; adenylate cyclase-modulating G protein-coupled receptor signaling pathway. Gene Ontology annotation, molecular function: GTP binding; GTPase activity; G-protein beta/gamma-subunit complex binding.